AUGAAGGAAAGCAUGUCCAACAACACCACCAGCAUCUCACAGGCCAGGAAGGCCGUGGAACAGCUCAAGAUGGAAGCUUGCAUGGACAGGGUCAAGGUCUCCCAGGCAGCCGCUGACCUCCUGGCCUAUUGUGAAUCCCACCUGCGGGAGGACCCGCUCAUCACUCCCGUGCCUGCCUCUGAAAACCCUUUCCGGGAGAAGAAGUUCUUUUGUACCAUUCUCUAA
This is a messenger RNA of Dipodomys ordii (Ord's kangaroo rat), 225 nucleotides long. It is a transcript of the gene Gng4, whose product is annotated as guanine nucleotide binding protein (G protein), gamma 4. The coding region runs from base 1 to 225 and encodes 74 amino acids. The record is from RefSeq and is a predicted model, not a curated record. The transcript has 2 exons. Gene Ontology annotation, cellular component: heterotrimeric G-protein complex. NCBI's taxonomy places the organism in Eukaryota, Metazoa, Chordata, Mammalia, Rodentia, Heteromyidae. Gene Ontology annotation, biological process: G protein-coupled receptor signaling pathway. Gene Ontology annotation, molecular function: G-protein beta-subunit binding.